AUGGAGAAACUCAGGCUCCUCAACCCUGACAUUCUCGAAUUGGUGCUAUCGAAGCUGCAGACUAAGGAUUUGCUUCGGAUGAAAUGUGUUUCCAAAAGUUGGAGGGAUCUCAUUCGCGAGCGUUCUUUCGCGCUGCGACAUUCGCGGCUGAGGCUGCCGCCGGUGUCCGAAUUCCUGUUCCAAAAGAACCUUGAAUGGGAGGGGUUGGGUGUCUCUGCCGUGAGUUACAUUUCGGCUGAGAGGAAAGAAGUGGAAAAGGGGGUUUUUUGGUUUUCUGGGUGGGUUGGGAUUUGGGGGAAGAAAUGUAUCAGAGGAGACGAACAGAUUUGGUGA
Molecule: messenger RNA, 333 nt
Organism: Linum trigynum
Lineage: Eukaryota; Viridiplantae; Streptophyta; Magnoliopsida; Malpighiales; Linaceae
Source: the annotation of a GenBank genome assembly